CUGCCUUUUGUAAUGCUAUAAUAUAAUCUCAAUAAUAUCUAAAAUCAAUUAAGUGUUCUUCCUUCUCUUCUAUUUGAUGCAAUACAAAGAGAUUAACAAAAUCAUGAAAACUCUUAUCUUAAUCCUCAUAUUCUCCAUAAUUGUUGUUUUCUCACAAACAACACCAACAUUACUCACUCGUUUUAAACAUCAAACGAACCAAUAUUCUACGCUUUAUGAUGUCCAACCACAAAAUGUGAAUGUACCGUAUGGAACAUGCAAAUACAUGAUCACCAUAAAGACAAGCUGCCUUUCUCCAAUACAUACAAGAGACAUCGUCGGUAUUUCAUUUGGAGACGCUAAUGGCUUUUCGCUUGUUGUUUGGGAACUGGGUGAUCCUGAAUCUAGGAGGUUCGAACAGUGCAUGACAACUAUAUUUUGGAUAGCGGGACCUUGUAUCGACCAAAUAUGCAAAUUGUUUCUAUAUAGGAAUGGAACAGAUAGUUGGAUACCUGAGAGUGUCAUUGCAGAUGACUAUAGGAACCCUCCUAUCACAUUUUACUACAACGCUUACAUUCCUAAUGAUGGUUUUGGCUAUGGCCACGACUUUUGUAUUUACAAAGCUUAGUGUUUAAUUACAUUUUCAAAAUACUAUUAUUACAUACAAAGCUUAUUGUAUGUUGUCGGUUAUGGAGUCUAGGCUCGAAAUAAAGUUGCUUCUUUUUUUUAAAAGAAAAAAUUAGUUGCUUCUAAUAAGUAUUUGGAUAUAAUACAUUGUAAGUGGUUUAUCUUUUAUCUAAAUUUCAAUCUGGUGUGUUAUCUUUUUUAAGUCAA
This is a messenger RNA of Cicer arietinum (chickpea), 813 nucleotides long. NCBI's taxonomy places the organism in Eukaryota, Viridiplantae, Streptophyta, Magnoliopsida, Fabales, Fabaceae. The record is from RefSeq and is a predicted model, not a curated record.